AUGCCCCCAAACGCGAGCCAACCAGCGCAGAGAGUCGAAGAAGACCAACGCAUAGUGACCCGCAAAUUCUCUGUGAAGGACCUCAAGAUUCCCGAGUCCUGGGCAGCAGCAGAAGUGCAGGCUGCUAUCGAUAUCUGGAUCCUGUUCUUCCCGGGGAGGCGCCCUUCCCAGGUUACUGAAGAGGAGAAAAAUGUGUUCAUGGAGAGUGGCAUUGGCUUACAUGGACAUGAAGAGCUCGAAGAGAUACCUUCCGGCCUCACAGAGGAUCUUUAUCUCCUCGCUAAGCGUACAUACCUCCGCUACUUGAAGAUCGAGGCGCCCGAUUCGCUCGUUGAGCAGAUUUACGGCAAGAGCCUAAAGUUGAAAAACCCGCGUGGCUUUACAACCAUCAAGAAGAGGAUGAUGGCCUUAAUGUCUUCGAUUAAAUCUAACACCAUAUUGAAGUUCUAUGCCCAUGUGAAGGAAGCCAUGGAGAAGGGAGGAGAAGUUAUCCGGACAAGCAGGGAUGAUGCUACUAUUCGUCAAUUCUUUGCGGCGAUAUUCUCCAUGAAGGACGUCAUGGGCAUCUUCUCUUGGGCGGAUUCUAUCAUUGAUAUUGAGAAGUCGAGGAAUAGAGUGAAGAACUUCAUGUACGGGGUUUACAUCAACAUGUGCACGAUCAUUAAGCACCACCUUGACGAUCCAUUCUGUCCACAAUACGAUCGUCAUGCUGUCCUCUCCUUCUGGGACCGUAUUGGCCAAGCAAAGGCGUGGAGUGACAUCGAUCUGAGCCAUUUUGCCCUACGCCCAAGAGACCUCAAAAGGAAAAGGAUUAAGCAAGGUGGGGGGAAAGAUUGCAAGAAGAAUAAACCCGGAACUCAUGCCGAAUGGGAGUUGCCGGACGUGGAGGAGGGCAAGAAGGAGGACAGAAAGGCGAUUAAAACGAACGUCAAAAAGGAGGUCAAUGAUGAAUUGAAUUGA
Molecule: messenger RNA, 960 nt
Organism: Morchella sextelata
Lineage: Eukaryota; Fungi; Ascomycota; Pezizomycetes; Pezizales; Morchellaceae
Exons: 3
Coding region: 1-960 (319 amino acids)
Source: RefSeq, a predicted model, not a curated record